Messenger RNA from Spodoptera littoralis (African cotton leafworm), 1278 nucleotides. The record is from the annotation of a GenBank genome assembly. Lineage: Eukaryota; Metazoa; Arthropoda; Insecta; Lepidoptera; Noctuidae.
AUGGGUGUAAAUAUUUAUAGAGUAUUUGUGUUGUUAAACUUUCUAUAUUUUGUUUUGAGUGACCUAGAUCUUAAAGAAGAUGAGCCUUGUGUAACUGAUGGACUCAACGGCACGUGCGUUGGAGUAUUCCGGUGCCCCUCCGCAUCCUUGACAUACCUUUAUGCUAAUGCGGGGUACAUCAAGUCACCCGAUGAAAUAUUUGACUACCCGGACCUGCCAGAUAUAUGUUCAUAUAAGAACAAUGAACCGGUUGUCUGCUGCACUGAUUGUGGUAUUUCUAAAGAAGAACCGUUCCGACAUACUUCCAUAGGACCUCUAGGGGUUCCUAAAGAUAAUAAAGGCCCCAUUUCAUGGUCCAAAUGUCUAGAUUAUUUAAAGAUUCUGCCUUACCCGUGUCGGGGUAUAGGAAAUUUCAAAGUGCGAAAAUUGUGGAAAGAAGAGAAAAGAUGUCAUGAGAUCGCGUUAGAUGUAGCACUAGCUGUUGGAGGCAGAGAUGCACAAAGAUGGGAAUUUCCUCAUAUGGCUUUACUUGGAUAUGGAGAUGACGAGAAUUCCGCACAAUGGCUCUGUGGAGGAACUGUGAUCAGCGAGAGAUUUAUACUCACUGCCGCACACUGUAUAUCGACCAGAGUUUUGGGCAACGUCUCAUAUGCUGCACUGGGCAUGCUAAAACGUACUGAUCCACAGGACUUAUGGCGCAUACAUAAAAUCAAGAGAAUCAUUCGCCAUCCUGAAUACAAACCUCCUUCCAAAUACCAUGAUAUUGCACUGUUGGAGACAGAAACUGAAAUAAAUUUUGGUAGAAAUCUUCUGCCAGCAUGUCUGGAUACAGGAAUGAAUACAGAAUCCACGGCUGAGGCAUCCGGUUGGGGCCGUUUGGGCAGUAUGAACGGUUUAGCUGAUACAUUGCAAGUAGUGACUCUACAGGAGUUUGAAAAUUCUGAAUGUGCGACACUCUUCCCACCACACAGACUUCUGAAACAUGGAUACGAUAAUAAAACACAAUCGUGUUACGGCAAUCAUCAAGAGAUAAUCGAUACUUGUGAGGGUGACAGCGGCGGUCCCCUCCAGACGAACCAGUUCAAAUGUCAGUACACAGUGGUCGGCGUGACGUCAUUCGGCAAGGAAUGCGGCAUCCUCGGCUCACCUGGCAUGUACACCAGGGUCUCUUACUACGUACCCUGGAUCGAGAGCAUCGUCUGGCCUGAGGAGACAGAAGAACGCAUGAAAAAAGACAAUAUUUGGCUUGACAAGUGGCUAAAUGAUAAACCUCAAUAA